AUGGGCAAAAUCAAAAGAAGGGCACCCGUUGCAUGCAAGAGGUGCCGUAAGUUGAAAGUGAAAUGUACCGGUAAUCAGCCUUGUGCUCGCUGUGAUAAAUUUAACCUUAAAUGUACUUUUGUAUCUUCUGAAGAUAUAGACAAAAAUGCUUUUAAAGAUGACAAUUCAAAAACGAAAUACCAAAGGUUUCUGAAAGAAGAAGAAGAUCAGGGAACGAAUGUUCCCUUUUUUUCAAAUGAUAGUAAGGAUGAAGAGAUAAGCAAAUUAAAGAAGCGAUUCAAUGACUUGAAACGCUUCGAUUUUGCCGUUUACGAUCAAUGGCGUAUACAGGGACUGUGUCAAAAUAAGUUAUUGAGACUUCUUUGUGAAUCAAACUUAAAACAGAUACCUUCAAACAUUCUGAGCCCAAUAAGAAUCCCUAGAACACAGUAUUACGGUUGGAACAUGUCAGGGAUCCAGUAUCUACAACAGAACAAGUUUCCCGAGAGACCAGGCUAUGACUUUUCGAAACGACACGACGAACUUCUACAUUACUUUUUCAAAGAAAUCAAUCCAUUGUUUGGAACCUUGCAGGAAGAUUUUCUUAGAUAUUUUUCCUCAAGAUAUCUAGAUUUUAUGAAAAUGCUCGGGGAAUGUUCUUUUAAAUCCAACAAUAAUACAACUUUGUACGCUUCAAUUUUGUAUCUAGUGUAUGCAAUUUCAAUUCGAUUUACGGAAUUUCUGAAAGAAGAGGGUCCCGAUUUCAGCAUGGUUUCAUUAGGUUGCGAAUGUUUCAAUUUCUCCUAUAAUGUCGUAAAAAUAUUGAGCUUCGAAUUUCUGUCUCUUGAAUUAAUACAAGGCUGGUUGCUUAUCUGCUUGUAUUUAAGAAUUUCACAUAGUCAAAGGUCUCUCUUGAGCUCUUUAGAUCAAGCGAAUUGUAUGGCUCGUAAUAUGGGUCUUCAUUUAAAGAAUAUGGUGGCAAAUUUAGAUCUUGUCAUUAACAAAAAAGCGAGACAAACUUUUUGGUGCCUUUAUACUUUCGAUCAGAUUUUUUCACUUCAAGUCGGUCGAUUCAGUUUCUGGAACCUUAAAGAAAUUUCAACAGAGGCUCCCAACGACUAUUUUAACAGCGAAGAUGAAAUGUGCUCAGAUAUAUCAUCAUUUGCUAUGUAUAAGCUAGCAUUAUUGGCCCAUGAGGUCCAGUCCACAAAAAAUAAAGAUCUAGACGAGUUUGAAGUAUUUCAGAUUCGAAUGAGGGUAGAGAAAAUGAGAAAGUGGCUCCAUGAAAGAGGAUAUUUUGAGGAUAUGUUAUCUGAAAAAAUAGCAAAGCAAAAUUUACCAAGCAAUGGCGAACAAGUCAUACUUCAUUACUGUGAAAUUAGUUUUUGUCUUCAUGGGCCACAUCUAUUCAAUUAUGUAGGUGAAAAGCAUUCAAAUGGUGCUUUGAGAUGCGAGAGUCUUCUCUCUGCUAUGAAAACAGUCAUUGAAACUUUCAAUCAUAUGAGGUCGCAUUCACUUCUUAAAACACCAUGGUACAACGUGCUAUCAUUAUUAUUCUGCGUGGGAAGCUUUGGGUUAGCAAUGAUAAAUGGGGGCAUCUUGGUGCGGGAUGCAAGAGAUUUGUAUUUUUCGGCAAUUGAACUUUUAACAGAAAUUUCAUCUUUUGAAAUAAUGUUAGGAAAUAAUAAGAGAACCCAGUUUCCAAUGGCAAAAGAGUGCCUAUGGGCACUUUCCCAAGCUAGCAAAUGUAUCAGAUUACGAUUUGCGGAAGAAUUAAAACAGCUAAUAGAAAUUGAGCCAGGUAUCGAUGCUGAUAUCAAUAAGAAUAAUUUUGGAAGUAUUGGCAACUAUAAUGAUGAAAAUCAUAUACUGACAUUAACUGAUCACAGCAGUGGUCAGAAUAAGAAGUUAGUGGAUCAAAGUACACAUCAUGCUUUCGGGAAUGAUGUUUCAGGUCACCUGCCCUACUUUCUUGGAGACAAUACUUUUUAUCCCCCAGAAAUAAGUAGCAGCGAAAAUAAUUUGAUUUUUGAAAAUCCUUGGCUCAGUGAUCUCGAAAGCGAGAAUCUCAUAGAUGAUUUCUUGCUCUUCAUGGAAAACCAUUAA
Molecule: messenger RNA, 2085 nt
Organism: Priceomyces carsonii
Lineage: Eukaryota; Fungi; Ascomycota; Pichiomycetes; Serinales; Debaryomycetaceae
Exons: 1
Coding region: 1-2085 (694 amino acids)
Biological process (GO): DNA-templated transcription; positive regulation of transcription by RNA polymerase II
Cellular component (GO): nucleus
Molecular function (GO): DNA-binding transcription factor activity, RNA polymerase II-specific; zinc ion binding; sequence-specific DNA binding
Source: RefSeq, a predicted model, not a curated record